AUGAACCACAAUCAGUACCAUCAGUACCCUUUCCCUACUCCGUUGCCUUCUCCUGGCUUUUCCUCAGCCUAUUUCCAUCCCUCUCAGGACCAUCAUCAUAAUUACAGUAUCAAUUAUCAAAAAGAUCCCUUGUAUUCUUUCCAACAAGGACUAGGGAUAUCACCCCCAAAUGUUCAAUUACAAUGGUCAAAUUACAAUUACUUGAAUACUCCAGUAAACAAUACUAUCAUCAAUCCAAGAUCUACAAUUAAUAGUAAUGAAGGGAAUCAAAAAGUGAAAUUACCACCUUUAACAAGUUUCUACAGUUUUAAGAAACCAAUAGUGGUUGAUCCAUUUGAAAAAAAACCAUUAGAAGAAAAGCCAACAGCUAAACCCAUUACAAAAGAUAUUGUUAAACCACGUCCAACAAUUAAUCAUGGUGCAUCUAAAUUGAUUAAUCCAUCAAGGGUUUGUAAAAAAAUUCAAUUUAAAAAACGUACUAAAUUUUUAUCCAAGAUUAUAAUUAAUGAAGAUUUUUUAAUUAAUCAUAUUGCUAAUGAUCCAUCAAUUACCAUUAAUUAUGAUUUGAAAAUCCAAAGAAUUGAAAUUUCACAAGAACAAUUGGAUAGAUAUGUCUUGAAUGAAUUUUUAUUUGAAAUUUUAAAAUUUAAUGACAAGAGAGAUUCAACUUUUUUAAUUGAUAAUUUCCCAGAGAAUAGAAUAACUAUAGAUUUGAAAUUUGAUUUACAAGAUAAGAUUAUCAAGAUUUGGUUAGAAUUAUUGAAAACUUCAGAAUCAAAUAUAACAAAAGAUGAAAUUUUAAUUGAAUUAACAAAAUAUGUUGAAAAAUUUAUGGAAUCACCAAAUUUUAAUGAUCCAAAUUUUGAUUUUAAUAAAUUAAUGAAAGAAGAGAAGGCUAGAAUUCAAGAUAAGAAUAAAGCUAAUAAAGAUAAUAGAAAGAUGUUUAGACCUAGUUGGAGAUUAGGCGCUAAAGAUGAAUUAUCACUUGUUGAGAUGGAGGUUGAAGUUGAAAAGAAGAAGGACAGAAUAGAUUGA
This is a messenger RNA of Hansenula anomala, 1035 nucleotides long. RefSeq lists its product as uncharacterized. The coding region runs from base 1 to 1035 and encodes 344 amino acids. NCBI's taxonomy places the organism in Eukaryota, Fungi, Ascomycota, Saccharomycetes, Phaffomycetales, Wickerhamomycetaceae. The transcript has a single exon. The record is from RefSeq and is a predicted model, not a curated record.